This is a messenger RNA of Durusdinium trenchii, 920 nucleotides long. Lineage: Eukaryota; Dinophyceae; Suessiales; Symbiodiniaceae. The record is from the annotation of a GenBank genome assembly.
GGACUCCAAGCAGCUCUUGCAGGCCUGGUUCAGCUGAACCGCAGGCGGUUCCGCAUGCGGUUCCAGCGGAGGAUUUGACCGGUGGACCUUGAAAGAGCUGGAUGUCCCACAGGAGGGAUUGGAAAGGUUGAUAGUUUUCUUUCCAGGACUAUGGAUGGAAGGGUUGACACUCGGUGUUGCUCAAAAAGCCAGUGGAAGCCCAUUCCCUCAGCUUUUGGCUUGAAUAGGGGAAGCUUUAGCACAGUGCUCAAGCCCAUGGCGCAAGUGUGGAAGCGAUGCAUCCACACAGUGAAGAGUGGAAGAACCACAGGGGAGAAGAAGUGGGUCUUCAUAUCUCCAGAAGGCGAGAAGAUUUGGACAUUCAAGAAGGCCCUACAUAAAGGUAUGCCUCUUCAACUGCAUGUGAAGAGCAAGGCCUCUUCGUCUGAGGCCAUGGAAGAGGUCGCAGGAGAGUGCAAAAGAACAUGGAAGCGAUGCAUCCACACAGUGAAGAGCGGAAGAACCAAAGGAAAGAAGAGGUGGGUCUUCAUAUCGCCUGAGGGGCGCAAAAUGCCCCUAUGGGACGCGCGCUACCGGAGAUCGUUUCCGGCAGAGCUUUUCCCAAUGUGCAAUGUGCAGGAUGCAGAUGUGACAGCAUGGUGAUUUGAUUGUGAUUCCAUGCAUCGACGAUGCGGCACGACUGGCUGGGAAGAUGCCAUCUAUUGCAUCGUCUUGGCGGAAGGUGCCAACCAAGGAGCCUUCAUGGAGUGUGGAAAUUGCUAUUGUGGCCAUGGAAGGGGAGAGCAUUUCGCAAUGCCCUGGGGAAAAGGUGUGCGCAAUAUGUGAAGCAUGUUUUGGCUACCCUUGCAGCCCUGAGAGAGGUUGCUCCAUGUGUUCGGACAACGGACAGUUUUUCAAGCCCAGAUCCAACCAGGUCACCC